Messenger RNA from Diaporthe citri, 2643 nucleotides. RefSeq lists its product as uncharacterized. The record is from RefSeq and is a predicted model, not a curated record. The transcript is spliced from 3 exons. Bases 1 to 2643 code for a protein of 880 amino acids. Lineage: Eukaryota; Fungi; Ascomycota; Sordariomycetes; Diaporthales; Diaporthaceae.
AUGUCCGGCCUUGAGCCCAUCGCAGCUUUAGGCCUUGCCUGCAACAUUCUCCAGCUUGCAGAGCUGGGGAAGAAGACAAUCGACCGCAUCAAGGUAGUCUAUCAGGGCGGAAAGCCAGACGAAGAACUCGAACAAGGCGCUGCUGUCCUGGAGGAACUGGCAAAGGAGUUAAAAAAGCACAGCCAACCUGGACGGAAGAAGUACGAGGAGAUCCUACUCAAAUCAGCCACUACCUGCGCUACUGCAGCAAGCGAUCUGGGCGAGGAACUGCGUUUCUUGUUUGAAAAUGCAAGGAAGGGGAGCCUCGUGUCUGCGCUCAAGGUCACGACAAGAGUCGCCUGGCGACAACGCCGAUUGGAAAGAUUGAGGCGGAACCUAGAUGCGGAGGACAACGGAUGCAAACAAGCCUUUUGGCGCAAGUGUGCAAUCGAUUUGUUCCAGAUCCCCUACACCAUCUAUGAUGGACAUCCGCUUCCCACGUGCUCUUCUUCGUCUUUCCAGUCACCUGUCUACCCUCUUGGUAUCCUCUCUUUCGUUCAAAACAUCUUCAGCUUGCAGCUAAUAGUAUCUGAAUCGAUCAGGUCAAGUACCAACGCAGCUGGCGUUGAGUUCACCGGCGUGAGACGGGAGCUCCGUUUCUUUAUCGAACAGUACAGACAAGGCCGACGAGAAACGACCGAGCUAGUGGCUGCAGAAGGUCUGAACACACGAAAGCACAUCUCAGUUGAGGCCGAACGAAUCAACGAGGCAGUGGGGUUGGUCGACCAAAAGGUGGAUCGCCUCACUGCACUGGAAGGUGCACAGGUGGACGAACGAGUCCGCGAGCGUUUCCUCGAGAGCCUGAAAUAUCCAGGGUUCAAUCAGCGUCGAAAUCAGAUCGACGCUGCCUAUGGCGACACAUUGAAGUGGAUAUUCGUCGGUGACAACGACGAAGAGUCGAACGACGAUUCCGGCUCCGAUGAGUAUGACGACUCUUAUGGAGAUUACGACUCCGACAGCAACGAGCCUGGUGAAGUGGAUGACGAAAUGGAAUUGGACCAAGGUCACAACUCCGACGAAGAACAUAUCUCUGACCACAAUAUGGGCGAUUAUGGACAGCAUGACUCCCGAGACGCAUUCAACACCGGGGCAAGUGACACCGCCGGCGAAGCAUCCUGGAGCACUGUCUCAGAUUCGAAUGUCACUGACUCGGAAGAAGAAGAGAAUCGCGACCACGGAGCUUUCUGGAGAAUCAAGUGGGAUAGCUUCUCGAACUGGCUCAGCUCGACGGAUGUCAUCUACUGGAUCAGCGGAAAGCCAGGCCCAGGCAAGACGACAGUGGUCAAGUACAUUUUGGCUGAUGAACGGACAAAGAAAUACCUCAAUAUUUGGAGUCCGGGCUGUGCGAUUGUAUCCCAUUACUUUUGGCUACCAGGCUCCCCGAUGCAGAGAAACAUGGAAGGUCUCCUCAGCUCGCUGCUGUAUCAGCUACUGGAGAAUGACUCGAACGCGUCUAUGCAGAUCAUGUCAUCUGUUUCGGGCCAGAAAAGCUCUUACACGGAUUGGUCCAGCGCUGAGCUUCAUUUGGCAUUUAUAAGGACGUUGGGCUCGUACGAAAAUGGCGUCUGCUUAUUCUUGGAUGGCAUCGACGAGAUCAAACCAGAGGAUGGGACUAAGGACGGCAUUCCAGAGUUUCUGGACUGGGCCAUUGAGCUGUCACAGAGGAGCAAGAUCAAACUAUGCCUGGCAAGCCGGCCUGAUCCCCAUAUACUGGAGACGCGAUUGUCGAGGUAUCCACGACUACGACUUCAAGACCUGAAUUAUCAAGAUCUGAUGGCAUAUGCAAAAGGGCGCGUCAAGAUUCCUGAGGAGGCCAUUUCUGCUGAAAAGAAUGACCUCAUCCAACAAUUAGCCGACAAAGCCGAAGGGGUAUUCUUGUGGCUCAUUCUUGCAACAAAGAGUGUCAACGAGGGAUUCAGGAAUGAAGAUAGUGUUUAUGUCCUGCAAGAGAGAGUUCACCGUUUGCCUCAAGGCUUGGACGGCUUAUACAAAGAUAUGUGGGCAAGAGCCGGCGCGGACAACCCAUCUGAGUACCGUCAGACCGCCGCACUUUAUUUCAAGAUGCUUCUUGCAUCGAAAGUCGCCAUGGAAGAAAUUAAUGCUUUUGACAUCAUGCUUGCGACAACACGCCUUGCGGACAGAGUGUUGCAUGCCCUGGCCGACCGGUCGAAGCUAGUUCGCGAGGACGACAUGCUGCAACAGUGCAGAGAAGUGGAGAAGAAGCUGAACAUAUACUGUGUUGGGCUGAUUCAAACGGUAUCUGCCGUGAAUAACGCAUACGUGUCCGGUUGCAGCUGGUAUGGGCACAUAUACGACCGAAUAUUCCGUGUGGCAACCAGGACAGAAUUGGAGUUCAUCCACCGGACCGCUAGCGACUUCCUUACCGACACAAAAUCGGGCCGCGAGAUACUGGGUUUCGACACCUCCUCCGAUUUCUCCAUCCAAUGUCGGCUCCUAUACGCACGACUGGCAAGUCUUGCACUAGUUCCUCAACUCCUCACCCAUGCGAGCUAUUUGGCCCAUGACUUGAGAACCACCCUCAACAGGUGGAGGCACAAUGGUAGAGAGUUACCGCUGAAUUGGAACCGACUCGUGUCGCUCUGA